Patella vulgata (common limpet) is the source of this 1718-nucleotide messenger RNA. Its product is annotated as ribonuclease H1. Bases 174 to 1148 code for a protein of 324 amino acids. Gene Ontology annotation, molecular function: nucleic acid binding; magnesium ion binding; RNA-DNA hybrid ribonuclease activity. NCBI's taxonomy places the organism in Eukaryota, Metazoa, Mollusca, Gastropoda, Patellidae. Gene Ontology annotation, biological process: DNA replication, removal of RNA primer. The transcript has 8 exons. The record is from RefSeq and is a predicted model, not a curated record.
AAACCCCAGUUCUCUGUCUCUCUUGUCAAUCCAGGUUUAUCCAAUAUUCAUUAUUUUGGCAGAUCAAGGUAUGUUUUAAACAGCUGAAGGACAGAAUUCUUUAAAAUUAGAUAUUACAUAAUUAAAGGCUGGCGUCUUUGGUGAAUAUUUUGAAAAGACUCUUAAUCUGUGAUAUGUUUUAUGCCGUUCGAGUGGGAAGAAACCCGGGAAUAUACUCGACAUGGAAAGAGUGUGAAGCACAAGUCAAGGGUUUCCCUAAACCAGAAUAUCGUAAGUUUCCGACAGAGGCUGAAGCUGAGGAAUUUAUUGGCGGAGGUUUUUCCAGUAGUCAGAACAGUCAGACAGAAUGUUCAGGUUCAAGUUCCAGUUCUACUCCACGUAGAAGAGGUGGUGGGUUUACUGUGAAUACUCCUGGUAUUCUAGAAACUAUGAUUAAUAUGAAAGCCAGCAUUCAACAGUUACAACAACAAGUGGCAAUGAUAUCACAAACACUUCUUCAUCUGACAGAUGGUUUAACAACACUAGAAACUUCAUUGAAUGUGACACAGUCUCCUAAUUUAGGUAGAAAUACAAAUAAUGGUACGCCAUUAAAAAGGUCUAUGAGUAGUACAAGUGAAGAACCACCAUCAAAAGUGAAGAAAUCUUUAACUGAUGCUUGGGUCAAUAACAAUUUUACAGGACAAGCAUUUGAAGAUGAUGAUGGUGUAGAAGUUUAUACUGAUGGUGCUUGUUUUAAUAAUGGUAAAAACGGUGCUUGUUCAGGUAUUGGUGUGUUCUGGGGUGUUAAUGAUAAAAGUAAUACAAGUGAAAAAUUAACAGGAAGACAGACUAACAACAGAGCUGAAAUUCAUGCAGCUCGAGUAGCCAUUGAACAAGCUAAGAAGAAAAAGAUUAAAAACCUUAUUUUAUAUACAGACAGCGAAUUUCUAAUCAACAGUAUAACAAAAUGGAUCAAAGGUUGGAAACGGAAUGGAUGGAUUUUAUCAUCCGGAAAACCUGUCGUCAAUAAAGAUGAUUUUCAAGAAUUAGACGAAGCUUUAAAAGGAAUAAAUGUAAAAUGGGUUCAUGUCAGGGGUCAUUGUGGUAUCCCUGGAAACGAAGCAGCCGAUAGAUUAGCCAAUGAAGGAGCCAAGAAAUCUCUUCCAUAAUGAAUGACUGAAAUAUAUAUCAGUUGUUAAAUGUGAUAUGAAUAUGUGUUGUGAGAAUGAAUCUGUGUUACCAAUUUGAAGUGCCAUGUUGAUGAACUUGACAGUUAGAAAUCGAAAUAAAAGAAUAGGACAUAGUGCCACUGUCCGGGCAAAGUGUCCCUCACAGCACAUUGCGUGGCAUAUGCUUAUCUUCAAUAACCCGGUUGGCUUAGAAAAGUAGGACGUCAUCGCCUAUUUUAGAAUAUGUUAAAAUAUGCAAUUUGUGAUUUAAACCGCCAGAAGCUACUCUUAUAAACCUGCGGAGUUGAACCAUUGGUAGCCACUCUUAUAAACCCACAGAGAGUUAAACCGCCAGUAGCCACUCUGAUAAACAACCAAUAGCCACUCUUAUAAACCUGCAGAGAGUUGAACCGCCAGAAGCUACUCUUAUAAACACGCAAAGAAUUAAACAAACAGUAGCAACUCUUAUAAACACUCAGUGGCCAUAUGUUGCAUUUCAUUAAUUUGAAAGUUUCAUUUGUUCAUUAAUAUUUAUUACAUAGUUGAGUUGAAUAAAGGUUUAUGGUUCUA